Molecule: messenger RNA, 3174 nt
Organism: Sorghum bicolor (sorghum)
Lineage: Eukaryota; Viridiplantae; Streptophyta; Magnoliopsida; Poales; Poaceae
Exons: 5
Coding region: 23-1297 (424 amino acids)
Source: RefSeq, a predicted model, not a curated record
AAGUUUUGAUUGACUUGUUCUCAUGUUUUUGGUUUAUCUUUCAGCGGAAGUUUUUGCUGGGCUGGCUACCGCGGAGGAGAUGGCUAAAGGCGCUAGCGUUGCGCAGGAGGGGCUAGCCGUUCCUCCGCCGCGUGAGCCUGCGCCUUCUGCGUUGGCCAACAGGCCUUCGCCUGCUGAUGUUCUUGGUCCUGGUGCUUCUGAACCUUCGAUCACAGGUUGGACUGAUGCCUUGCGCGAGGUUCAUUCCUUGGUCGGAGAUCGUUUUCGUCAGAAGCUUCGCGGCAUGGACUUUGACACGCUCCUUCGCGUGCAAUAUGAGCACCAUAGCCUUGGUCACCACAUGGCUGCCGCCUUAGAGGAGCGUUGCUCCCGGGAGGUUAUCUGCCGUGAUGAGGCAAUUGGUGUUCUGAAGAAGGAGAACGAGACCUUGGAGGCUGAGAAGGCUCGUCUGUCGGAGGAGGUUAGGGAGUUUUCCUCCGUCAGGAGGGAGGUUGAAUCCCUGAAAAAGGAGAGGGAUGACUACAAGGCUGGGUCGGAGGCUCUAAGGAAGGAGAAAGAUGAUGCCGAAGCUUCGGUGGCGGUCCUCCGCACAAGUGUUGCUGAGGCGGGGAGAGUUAGGGACGUAGCCCUGCAGCGAGCUGAGAAGGCGGAGGACAUUGCUGAACGCCUUCGCAAAGAGCUUGACGCUGAGCGGACGUCUGCAGCUGAGCUGCAGACUCGCAUACAGAAGGCAGAAGCGGAGGCUGCAGCUAUUGUCGGGCUCUAUGCCGACUCGCUUGCGAAGUUUGGGGGAAGCACCUCUGCUCCUCCGCCCGGCGGCGAUGUUGGGGCUGCCCUCGCGUGGCUGAAGUCUCAUAUCCGCAUGCUCCCCGACUUUGUCGGAGGUGCUGUUGAUUUUGGGGCUUUGGCCGCGGUUAGCUCCUUCGCUAGGCUUUUGCGCCGCGGAGGUUGCUCUCACGCGGAGGGAGUCGCCAAGGAGGAAUUUGCCGCGGCGGAGGACGUUGGCGAAGGGACUCCUUCCCUGCGCAAAUCUGUCCGGAACUUUAUCAGUUCGUUCUGGAUUAGGUUUGGGCGGGAUGAGGCGAAGAAAAUGGCGGAGGAUCGUCGAGCUGAGGAGAUUGCGAAGAAGAAGGCUAAGGUUGUCAAGGCCGGUCCUUCGCGUCCACCGAGUGAGGCGUGUCCUCCGACCCAGCCUGAAGCGGAGGCCCGUGAUACUGGUGCCAAAGCUCCGGAGGGAUCUGGUGCCAAGGUUUCAGAGACUCCCGAGGCUCCUGCUCCUCCUCCGCCUCAGGUGUGAGGCUUUUUAGUUUUUAGGUUUUUCUUAGUCUUUUUUGCGUCCAAGCAUGUGACGCUUUUUUGUAAGUAAGGUCGGAGGUUGUGUUUUAUUUUGUAAAGAAUGUUGAAAAUAUAAUAUAUUGAGUUGUUUUGAGAUAAGCCUUUGUUUUACACUUUGAUCCUGCGCAGGUCUCUGGCGGAGGACCUGCGCAGGAUCGUUUCAUUACUCCCCUUUCGUUUUUUUACAAAGGGAUUUAUGUUUCUGGUGAAUUGUGGGAGUAUUGGCAAGUUGCCUUCCCUAAUAUGAGAUUGGUGGAUAUGUUCGAGUUUGUUGGAUAUGAUAUUGAUGGCGAAGGAUCUGGAUUUAUCCAAUCGCUUGCGCGCCGAGGUUCAUGGCCUCCGGCUUAGGUGGAUGAUUUUGUUUUUCUUUUCGUUUAUCGUAGGUUUUGGUUAUAUUUUUUAUGACAUGAUUUGAUGUGUUUAUGUAGUUGCCAUAUCCUAUCCUUCGCAUCUUUGGUGAGAGAGAUAGGGUACGCUGGGUGGCGGAGGCUUCUGAGGAUGUUGCUGAGCCUUUUCUUCAAGGUUUUCCGGAGGUUCGAAAGCUUCGUUUGGCUUUUUAGUUUUAUCCUUCGUUUUUGUUGGAUUUGAAGUUGUUAUUUUCUGCGCGCAGGUUGUGAAUUCCUCUCCGUUGGAAGAUCUUCCUUCGAACUUUGUCGAAGGAAGUUACGUUACCCCGGUGACGUUCAAGCGUGGAGAUUUGUACGCGAGGGGUUAUCUUAUUGACUGGUGGCGCCACAAGUAUCCUACGCGUAGUCUAGAUGACUUAGUUGAUUUCCUUGUUCGUGAUUACUGUGAUGAUCUUAGGCUUUUUCCAGAUUCGUAUGUUAGAAUUGUGCGAGGGUCUUAGAACCUUCGGCGUUUUACGGUCGGAGGAUGUUUCUCAUUUUUUGUUGUAAGCUUGUGUUAUGUACAUUGUAUACGGUUAAUAAAGAUCAGAUAUUUUUACCACAUGGCCUUCGCACCUUUUAAUUUUGACAGCCUUCGCGCUAUAAUUUGUACGUGACUCAUAGAUCCUUCGGUUGUUUAGUUGAAGGAGGGUUUGAAAGUUGAACUUGUACAAGCUACCCAUAACCUUCGACUUUUUAUGGGUCGAAGGUUGAUUUUAUUCAUUUUUUGUAAAUGAACUUUUGUAAUGAUUUCUUCAUUGAUAAUAAAGUUUUUAAUUUUGCUACAACCUUCGAUCUCAUUUUUAUUACAACCUUUGCGCUACAGCAUUUAUAUAUCGCAACGUUACGGUGGUGUUGAUCCUAAGGAUCUUUGUGUUGCUGUGGCUUGCUUGUUCUUGAUGCUUGUUGUUGCGAAGGAGUUCUUGAUUUUUUCUUGCGCGGAGGAUCGUUGCUUCUUGGCCUUAGAACCUUCGACUUUAUUGGUGCGAAGGAUCCUUCGCUGAAUUGUGCUAUUUUUUUCCUUUGCUCGACUCCCGUGGAGUGUUGUCGAGGAGAACCUUCGGCUGUCUAAGUCGGAGGUUUUGAAGGGAUGUUACGAGACUUCGUGCGAUACCCUUCAGAGACCUCUGAGUCUGGCUUCCAUUGUUUCUGUUGUGGCUGUACACGACUUUGCGGUCGAUGUUCAUCACAACGCCGCAGUUCUAGUAUUACGAAGCUUCGUGCGAUACAAACUUUUGUUGCUGUUGUGAGGCUAACUCCUGCUUCCAUGGUGGCCUAGGAUUUUUGCUUUUUGACUGCUAGGUUUGCACUCGAUGAUCGGGUCUUUGUAUACUGAUCCUGAUUGAGGGUGGGGGCAGGUUUAGUCUGGUUUUAUAGGCUUUCGUGCAUUUAUUUUAUGUACUUAGUUAGGUUAAAAUUUAUUGCCGGGUUAUUGAUGGUUGUUGUGGUAGUU